UGGUAUUUAGUAUAUCAUACAGUUAUAGUUUUAAAGUACACGUUGUAUAAUGGUGAAUGAUAAGAAAGCCUAGGAAUGAGUUGCCCAACAGCUUUGACAGUUCUAAUAAAUUAUUUAUAAGUGAUUUUGUAAAGUGGUGAUGAAAACUAAAACCCGACUGCGAUCUCUUAAUCAACACUGAAAUAUUACACUGGCGCAUAGACAUAGAGCUGCAGACCCCAGAUUAUAUAAAAGCUACGAUGAUAAUUAAUACAUAAAUGGAAAUUCCUGAACAAUUAUUUUGGAAAUAUUUACAUUUUGUGUGAGUUGUUUUAACAAAAAGAACGUUAACCAGACGGAUAAUCGUCUGGUAACGGAGAGUUGUGGUCAUGUAAAGUGUAUGGACUGUCUUCUUCAUGAGAAAACCGGUUGUGGAGCUUGUAUGAGAAAUGGUUGUGAGAAAGAAGUGGUGGCAAAGCAGGAGGUGCUUAAAGCCCAGUAUAGUCCAGUAGAGAAGGUUAAGACUUUCACCGUUCCUGUGGAAUUUGAAGAGCUCUCCCAAGAAGAGCAGGAGCUGUGCACGAAGAAGAAACUGGAAAUUGCACACAUAAAAAUUGAAAUGGAAAGUGGCAAAAAAGCUUACUUUUGUACAGUAUGCAAGAAAAAGUUCACAGCUAGAAGCCAAGUAUCGUACCAUGCGUACUGCAACGGUCAGAAGAAACCGUAUCACUGCCAAGCUUGCAAACAGAGCUUUGCCUCCCACUCCCACUAUAAGUAUCAUUUGAGAACACAUAGCCAGGAACGCACGUACAGCUGUGAUGUCUGUGGUCUGGCCUUCUUCGACCCAUCUAAGCUCAAGAGACAUGCGCUUAAACAUACCAAAGAAAAAAAUUACACAUGCAAGGAAUGUGAUAAGGCUUUCAACAACCUAACUGCUCUGCGCAAACACACCCUGAUGCAUACGGAGGAGCGGCCAUACGAGUGCGCCACGUGUAGGCGACGGUUUCGAGACAGCUCCAACUAUAAGAAGCAUCUCAACAAGCAUAAGAGACAAUGCCACACUUGCGGGGAAGAGUUCCAGGCAGGGGAAGGCGCGGAGGGGCACCAAUGCGCGGGCGCCGCGGGCCCGCGCCCGCACCCGUGCCCGCGCUGCCGGAAAUCCUUCCACUCCAAAAAGGACAUGCGCAGGCAUGCCGCCACGCACUCAGAUUCCAAACCAUUCCGCUGUAAAUUAUGCCCUGAAGAGCGUCGUUUUAGACGAAAGGACAACUUAGAAAGACACGUGAGAAACGCGCAUCCUGACUGUUCGCCGUCCGCCGCGCUAGAGUGCGACAUGUCGGCCCUCCAGAGCAUAACGGACGCUGGCACCGAGAUCUACGAGAAAUCCGAGAAAAUCCGACUCGAAAUACUCAACCCCCUCCCACCGUUACCUCAAGAAGUCAUCAAAAAACACAUCGACGACGUGAACCAAGAGCCAGACGUUAAAAUAAGUGAAAGUGUUAUAGAAGAGAAGAUUAGUGAAACCAGUAAAACCAGUGACUGUGUAGUGGACAAAAAGUCGAUAAUCGAAGCGAACAACGCGCGCGAAAGUGUAAUAGUCGAAAAGAGGAAUACAGACAAUGAAAAAAAAGUGCCAAGCCCCGAGAACGAGUACGUUCACAAAAUCCGCAAAGCCAUAAUACCUCUACCACCCAUAGAUCAGGAGAAGUUCCGAAGUGUUCAAAGGGGGCAUUUACCUGGUAGUGUUACUAUAGCGCCGAUUAAGAAUAUGGAAAUCUAUAAGAAGAUCUUGUUUGAGAAGGUGGAAAAAGACACAACAGAGGUGAUACAGAAUCCAAAAAUGCAUUGGAGGAGGAAAAUGGAGCAGGAUAUCAAUUAGUAUAUAAAGAAAAGGCUGAUAUGGAUAGCAAAGCGAUCCUGACUGGUACAUUGGUAAUGUUUUGUAUGCACUUAUUUCUUAAGAUAUUUGUCUAUAGUCUGAUGUAAAAUAGUGUAAACUAUUGUUUAUUUACAAUAGUGACAAUUAACAGGCUGGCUCCUUUUUAAAUUAGUUUAUUUAUUUUUAAAAUGAUUUAAAAUACAUACAUACAUACAUAAUUUAUUAUAAUUUUAAACUUCAAUUUUGGUACAUGAAAAAUAAAAAUAAAUAAAUAAAAUACAUAGUAUGCAUGAAUUGUAGUAUUUGCUAUACGCCAUGAUUUUUCAGUUGUCCUACAAAAAUGAAUAUUGUAUUUAAUUAUACCUACAUACAAGGUUACCUUGAAAGUAUCGAUUAAUAAAAUUAAUUAAACUCUAUUGUUUUCCAAAUAAAAUGGAUUUCAAAUCAAUUGUAAUAAAAAAAGAAAGCAAGUAAUAAAGAAAAUGAGUAAGUGUAAUUUGUAUAAAAUACAUACAUACAUUAUGUAUUUUACACAUGCAUUUUUAAAUUUUAAGGUAUGAAUGGCGAGGGUGGCAGGGUGAAAAGGUUUUGUGAUAUACAAUCGAAAUAAAUAUAAUCAUGCUAUCUGUAGUCUGUCGAUAUGUUACUUGGCAACAUUGUUAUCUGUCAAGAAGAACCAUACAGUUUUAGGCAAAUAAUAAUGUUGCUAAGAGCGGUUACGCACUCAUCCGAUCCGCAUCCGUGAAAAUACGGAUAUAAAAACUCGGACCGAACUCGGAUAUUGCUUCCGCACUAAUCCGAUCUCUGAUCCAAAGCCAAGCUAUUCAGUGGACAUCUGUGACGUAUCUACGUCAUACAUCCGAUUUGAAUCCGAGGCACAUCCGAGGUAUUCUCACGGAUGACAGAGUGAACUCGGAUGACGGAAGUCGGAGCUAGUGCGUGAACUACCAUACAAAUAGUUCUAUGACUACUUCGAAACGUAUUUUCACGGAUUCGGAUCGGAUACAGCGUGUAAUCGCCCUGAGUAACUUUUAGUCAGAUAUGUUGAUGCUCGCGACUUUGUCCGCGUGGACUUAGGUUUUAAAAAGCCCCGUUGGCUAUGGAUCAAAAAACUUUUUCUAUUAAACUUACAGGAGUAAUUUUUUUUUCCUCAAAAAAUGUUUAAUAUUAAUGGGCUGGUCCUGUAAGUACCUAGUAAAACAACAAUUAUAAUAAAAAAGUCUUGUAAAGGUUUUUAUGUAAUCUUUCGAAUAUAGACUUCAAGCUUUAUGUUUCUCCUAAACAGUAAAGAAAUUAUUACCAAAAUAAUAAAUCCGAAUGAGGGGCCCCUAUUUUUUUCAAUUUUUAGGGUUCUGUAAAGGCGAACUUGUCUGUCUGUCAAGAAAACUCUCAUCUAGAUGGCGCAGUCCGUCAUUAACUUGCAAUGUUGCACAUAAGUGUUUAUAAUAUCUUGUACGAUGGUACGGAACCCUUGCCCGGCUCGAACUUGACCGGUUUUUCUUAAAAAAAAUCAUUUAAAAUAAGCGAGGUAUGAAGAUCAAAGUUUAUCCGCUCGAAGUUUCUGUCAGAAUGGGUUGCGUGCCUAGUUACAAAACCGCAGAUGACGUCGUCCGGAGCGUAAUUACAUCAGGCCUCUCCAAGCGCACGUCCAUACCGCGCGAAUGUGUCUUGAGUCUCGACCAAUCACUUUGGUUAAAUACGCAUCUGUUUAGGAAAGAUGAAAAGCAUUAGUAGUGGUGGUAUCAGAUAGUUCAUUUCUGUCUUUCACUCGGCAUCUUUUACUCUAAAUGAAACGUCUGAACACAGAAUGAAUACAAAAUGACAAACAUUCACUCAAUUGAACCUUCACUCCGAAUGAAUCGUCUGAUAUCACUUAUACGAAACCCUCAAAUGUUGGGGUUUCAUCAAUAAAAUGUUCCUGUCAAGUUAUCACAUCGAUGUUACCAUAAGUAUAGCAAGAUAAGUUUAUAUGUGUAUUAUGACUAUUGGCAAUGUUUGAAAGACUGUUUCUGAAGUAUUAUUUGUAAAAAUACUUGAAUAAAGUUUGAAUUGAAUUUUCGGUACGGAUUUUUUUUGGCGUUAUUGAGCUUUGGUCUGCCAAAAAUUGUGAUAAAUUAAAUAGGGAUUCACUUCACAUUCACAGAGAGAACAUAAUAUCUCGGGCAUUUUUCGCGAUAGAAUUAUUAUCAGUAUAUAGAUUUUUUUUUGUCUCACCUUGAUCUGAACUGUGUGUGUACUUUUUUACUUUCUUUUCUAGCUUUUACCUGAAAAUUGAUUAUUUUACUUGAAAUACUUAAUUUACUUUAGUUGAAAUUGAAGAAGCAUAUCGUCGCUAAAGUGCUAUUACCACGUAAGUCAUUUUUCGGCGGUUUUGACAUGCUGAUGCACUUUUUACAGAACCGAGAUUUUCGUCGUUUCCGCCUAUUAGAAACAAGAAAACGUUCAAUAAAAACUCUUCAAGGAGUAAUAAAAACAACGGCAAAGAAAUACACAUUCUGUAAAAAAAAAUCAGCUCUCUACUUAUUAUGGUUCACGAGAUAGAGCCUACUGACAGACAGAUGGACGGACGGACGGACGGACAACGGAGUCUUAGUAAUAGGGUCCCGUUGGCACCCUUCGGGUACGGAACCCUAAAAAUGUAACAUCACAAAUCAAACAUUCCAAAGCUCUGGAAAUAGCAAGUUUCUUCACUCUCAUGUAAAGUUGCAAAUGACUUACACCGUAUUAGUGUUACUUACUACCUGAGCGACGAUAUGUGACGUCAUCAUAAAUUCAAUAUGGCGGAUACUUAACAUGCGCGCAGUUUGCGAAUAACGCCGAUGGUAUAUUAGUAUGUAAACGUAGACUGAUCGCGAUCUCUAUCUCACAUUGAUCUCAACAAUUUAAACGUUUCUUUCUAAAAAUGUUAGAACAAAAAGCUUUUGUUUGAAUUACUUGAAAUAACUUGCAGUGAGUGAACAAUGAACAUAUGUAUACAGGUUAUAACCAGAAAGCUAGCAAAAACGAAGAGAGGUUAUAGUACUGAUGAUUACUGAUAAAAAUACCGAUAUACUGAUAAUAAAACUACGAUAUGUUUUUUAAUCCUGUAUUUUUGAAAGUUCACAAUAUAUUGCAAAUAAAACAUCUGGCUGACGCUAGAGGUCAACGACAGUUCAGUAAAUAGGUCACUCGAAGUCAAUGCCGCGUCGUAGGUGGGGCAUUGACCCGAGUUUUGCACGUUAUAAAAUGCGGGUUUGAAAAAUAAUAAAUCACUAAAUCUACAUGAUAAGGUUAUUAGCAUUGGAUUGUGUUAAGGUAUAAAAUAAUAAUAAUGAGUUUUUGCUAGCGUUGUGGUUACAUUCUGUAUGAGUGAUAUUUUACAAUAAAUUGAGAUUUAUAAGCAUAUGGUCAAUUUUCUACUUCAAUGCAUCCAUUUGCGGUGGUCGAUAUGUUUCCUCAAAUCAACUUUUCGAAAAGAUGGUCCAUUGAAAUGUUAUGCCAAAGAUAGGUUGCAUUGGAGAGAGGGAUUGUUUCAACUUUCAAUGGGUCACAGUACUACCACUUUUAUGUCGCAUCGGCAAAAUUCGUUUGCGCAGACAGAAAAGCGCAACUAACGCCGACUGAAACCGAAUGUAUACCAAUGAAAUACAGACCUUAUUGCUUGACGUUAAGAUUUUA
Molecule: messenger RNA, 5515 nt
Organism: Maniola jurtina (meadow brown)
Lineage: Eukaryota; Metazoa; Arthropoda; Insecta; Lepidoptera; Nymphalidae
Product: zinc finger protein 345-like
Exons: 8
Coding region: 380-1858 (492 amino acids)
Cellular component (GO): nucleus
Source: RefSeq, a predicted model, not a curated record